UCCCUCUCCUGACACUGAGAAAAUCUCCAGAAGAAAUAACUUUUCCAGGUGUUAAAAAAGAAUCAAUCUUCAUGGAAGAAGAAAGAGACAGCCUUUACGAAGAUAUGACUUGUUUCGAUCCCAACACUCCGGCAGAAGUCACGGCGGAGAGCACCGCCGCACCACCACCACCACCGCCGCAAACUCUGUUCGCCGGAAGCACAAGCAACAGUAACUGCAGCGUUGAUGUGGAGGAGCUCCCUGAGUUCCAUCUCAGCCCACAAGACUGUCCUCCUCAACCUUCUUCAACACCUCUCCAGUUUCACAUCAACCCUCUUCCUCCUUGUGACAAUCAGUACCAAAACAACAACAUCAAUCUGUUUCAACAACAAGCUAAUUGGGAUAAUGGUUAUCAACAAGAUUUUGUUAACUUGGGUCCUAACUCUUCAACGACUCCUGACUUGCUUAGUCUCCUACACUUGCCUAGAUGCUCACUCCCUCAAUCUAUGCUUCCUAACUCCUUCUCUGACAUCAUGUCUUCCUCCUCUGCUGCUGCUGUCAUGUACGACCCUCUCUUCCAUCUCAACUUCCCUCUCCAGACUCGAGACAACAACAACAUCAACAACCAGCAGAGAAAUAGUUCUUGUUUUCUUGGAGUUGAGGAUCAGAUUCAGAUGGAUGCUAAUGGAGGUGGAGGAGGGAUCAACAUGAUGUAUUUUGAAGGAGUUGAUAACAAUGUUGGGUUUGACAACGGGGUUCUCGAGUUUAGCAAUGGUGGUGGUAAUAACCGUAAAGGAAGAGGGUCAGGGAAGUCUAGAACUUUCCCUACAGAACGUGAAAGAAGAGUUCAUUUUAAUGAUCGCUUCUUUGACCUCAAGAACCUCAUCCCAAAUCCCACUAAGAAUGAUAGAGCAUCCAUCGUUGGAGAGGCAAUAGAUUACAUAAAAGAGCUGUUAAGGACCAUAGAGGAUUUAAAGAUGCUUGUGGAGAAGAAGAAAUUUGGGAAGUUUAGGAGCAAGAAGAGAGCUAGAACUGAUGGAGAAGAAGACGAUCAAGAAGAGGAGAAUGUGAGUUUCAGACCAAAGAGCGAAGAAGACCAGUCUUGCUUCAACAACAACAAGGCACUGAGAUGUUCUUGGCUGAAGAGGAAAUCUAAAGUCACUGAGGUUGAUGUGCGUAUUAUUGAUGAUGAAGUGACCAUCAAGGUUGUUCAGAAGAAGAAGAUUAACUGUUUGUUGUUGACAACCAGAGUUCUUGAUCAGCUUCAGCUCGAUCUUCACCAUGUUGCUGGUGGACAGAUUGGUGAGCAUUACAGCUUCUUGUUCAACACUAAGAUUUGUGAAGGAUCUUGUGUGUAUGCAAGUGGGAUUGCAGACACAGUGAUGGAGGUUGUGGAGAAACAGUACAUGGAAGCUGUUCCAGCCAACGGCUACUGAGAGAGAGCGAUGGUUUAUUGUUUUUUUUUAAAAUAACUUUGUUUUACCCUCUAAUGACUGAUUAGUUAUUAAUCACUUUGGUAAUUCUCUAAGUUAUGGAUUUUUUUUUCUUUGCAUUAUUUGGUCUGUUUAUGGUUCCG
This is a messenger RNA of Eruca vesicaria subsp. sativa (arugula), 1555 nucleotides long. Lineage: Eukaryota; Viridiplantae; Streptophyta; Magnoliopsida; Brassicales; Brassicaceae. The record is from the annotation of a GenBank genome assembly.